This is a messenger RNA of Amblyraja radiata (thorny skate), 1845 nucleotides long. RefSeq names its product nicotinamide nucleotide adenylyltransferase 2 (gene nmnat2). Gene Ontology annotation, biological process: NAD+ biosynthetic process. The transcript is spliced from 11 exons. Bases 389 to 1309 code for a protein of 306 amino acids. NCBI's taxonomy places the organism in Eukaryota, Metazoa, Chordata, Chondrichthyes, Rajiformes, Rajidae. The record is from RefSeq and is a predicted model, not a curated record. Gene Ontology annotation, molecular function: nicotinate-nucleotide adenylyltransferase activity; nicotinamide-nucleotide adenylyltransferase activity. Gene Ontology annotation, cellular component: Golgi apparatus.
GGAAUGCAACCUGGGAUUUGUAGUUCCUGGCCGGCGGUGAUGGGGGAAGAUCCGUCUGGUGGAAAAUACAUCUGCGAGAGCAGCCAGCAGCCAGCGCUCCGCUCCCGGAGAAAUCCUCUGUUUGGACGCAUUCUAUGGCAAAGAAUGAAAGAACGAGACCGCAACAUUUAGAGCCUCCAGCCGACCUGCUCUCCGGCUGAAAUACAAUUGUGCCUGGGCGCUGGGUGCAAACGGGCACACCAAACAAAAAAUAAUAAUAAAAUAAAUAAAUAAUCAAUAGAUGACGCACAGAGUGCGAGCUGUGAGCCAGGCGAGGCUGUAAAACGACGUGGAGCUCGCCUCGCCCUGCAGUGAACGGCAGCGAGCAGCACAGGGCGGCCGCGACAGCAUGGCAGAACCGACCAAGACGCACGUUAUCCUGCUGUCAUGCGGCAGCUUCAACCCCAUCACCAAAGGACACAUUCAGAUGUUCGAGAGAGCCCGUGAUUAUCUGCACAAGACAGGGCGCUACAUUGUGAUUGGCGGAAUCAUCUCUCCAGUUCAUGACUCCUAUGGGAAACAGGGCCUUGUCUCCAGUCGACACCGUCUCACCAUGUGCCAGUUGGCCGUUCAGUCAUCUGACUGGAUCAGGGUGGACCCAUGGGAGUGUUACCAGGAUACUUGGCAGACAACUUGCAGUGUGCUGGAACACCACCGGGAUCUAAUGAAGAGAGUGACUGGCUGCAUUCUGUCCAACGUAAACUCUCCAGCUACACCUAUCAUUGGACAGCCGCAGAAUGGAAGGCGUACCAUCUACCAGAACUCCACAAUCACGAACGACAAACCCACUGCAGUUCGUAUCCUGGGGAAGGUGAGCGAAAGUCUGGGGAAAAUCUGCUGUGUUCGUCCACAUGUUGAACGCUUCACCUUUGUGGAUGAAAAUGCAAACCUGGGAACGGCCAUGAGAUACGAAGAGAUUGAGCUCCGGAUCUUGUUGCUGUGUGGGAGUGACUUGCUGGAAUCCUUCUGUAUCCCAGGUCUGUGGAAUGAGGAAGAUGUGGAAGUGAUAGUGGGUGAUUUUGGAAUAGUGGUUGUCCCACGAGACAAUGUAGACACAGACAGGAUCCUCAAUCAUUCCUCGAUGCUUCGCAAAUACAAGGAUAACAUUCUUGCUGUAAAGGAUGAUACUAAUCACCCCAUGUCUGUUGUCAGUUCUACCAAGAGCAGACUUGCUUUGCAACAUGGUGAUGGCCACGUGGUGGAAUAUUUGAACCAGCCAGUUAUUGAUUACGUCUUGCAGAAUCAGCUGUACAUCAAGACAUCUGGAUAAAGUUAUUCAGUGAAGACCAGAAAGCACAGCUUGCCAUCUCCCUCUCAGUAAAACUGUACCACUGCUCCUCUGCUUACAUGUCCAGAGCUUCUCGUGUCUGCCAUUCCCACUGUACAAAACGAGUAGAAGCUCUACUGACAGAAUGCACUGUGUGAACUGCAUAUACAACUUCUUGUGUCUUUUCCUUUGUGCUCCCUUCUUUCAAUUUUUUGUGCUGAUCUUCCUAUUGUUCCAGAUUACCAAAAUCAAUAACUAUUUCUGCUUUUUUCACUAGCGUUAGAAUUACAUAUGUUUCUUUGCGACAAAUUCCUAAUCUCUUUGUGCUGCUUGCAAAUUUAAAACAACUUGGUUGUAUGCCUUCUGGAUUUGUGAUCCAGGACUCGCAGUUAGUAGCAUGUCUAGUUCAAAGAACUGCUUCAAAUCCUCUGUGUUUGAUAAAUGUGAUAAACUCAAACAAUCAAUUGUUUUCCAUAGAAACUAAAUAAGUACUUGGACAAUAUUACAUGUAUUCUUGAUGUCAUAAUAUGCAAAAGUUA